This is a messenger RNA of Phaeoacremonium minimum UCRPA7, 363 nucleotides long. RefSeq lists its product as hypothetical. Lineage: Eukaryota; Fungi; Ascomycota; Sordariomycetes; Togniniales; Togniniaceae. The transcript has a single exon. Bases 1 to 363 code for a protein of 120 amino acids. The record is from RefSeq and is a predicted model, not a curated record.
AUGUGCGAGGGCGAAAUCACUAAACUUCUUUGCAGGCAUUGUCUUGUCCACAUCACCAAGCCCUGCGGCAAGGGAUGCGCCAUGCCUACCGGCACAACUACAGAGCUGCGAGAUACAUGUGCGCAAUGCCAUCCAUCCCACCGUAUCUCGCGCAUCAACAUCGAGUUCGACCUGUUGAGAGAGCAGGCGUUGGCGAGAUACCGCGUCUCGGCGUCCGAGAACCAGACCGUUGUCGCCGCCGAGAUCCAGAGGCUUCUGACCAAAUAUGAACUGCAGAGGAUGGAAGAGAUCAGAAAGGCAACCAUCCGCGGUGUGUCUGAUGAGGUCUUGUGGCCGGGCAAGGAGGAUGACGAGGUAUGUUAA